Messenger RNA from Rotaria socialis, 276 nucleotides. The record is from the annotation of a GenBank genome assembly. NCBI's taxonomy places the organism in Eukaryota, Metazoa, Rotifera, Eurotatoria, Philodinida, Philodinidae.
AUGAAAUAUACCUUUCAAAACUCUUUACUUUUCGACGUACUUAUAGUUAAUGGAGAAUUUAUACGUGAACAAUUCAUUUUCAUCUAUGAAGCAUUAAUAAAAAUUAAUCAACUUGAAAGUCCAUGCAUCGCGUCGCCCGAUUGCAUAACAGAAUCGAUCGGUGACCGUGCAUGCAAUAGUACUCCUGAUGGUUGUAUUGUUUAUUCAAGAAGAAGUUCACGUGCUGAAUAUAUACUUCUAUUACUGAAACUAACAAUUAAACCUGAAUGCCAAUAA